GUGGAGUGAUAACAAGUUGCAGGUCAUAGUGUGUACGGUGGCAUUUGGUAUGGGAAUAAACAAGCCUGAUGUCAGGUUUGUCAUCCAUCACAGCCUAAGUAAAUCUAUGGAGGCAUACUAUCAGGAAAGUGGUCGGGCUGGACGAGAUGGACUUCCUUCUGAUUGCCUACUCUAUUUUAGGCCUGGUGACGUUCCUCGGCAGAGUUCGAUGGUCUUCUAUGAGAAAUCUGGAUUGCAAAACCUAUAUGACAUGGUGCGGUAUUGUCAGUCUAAACGAGAAUGCCGUCGAAGUUCUUUUUUUCGUCAUUUUGCUGAGCCUUUACAGGACUGCAAUGGGAUGUGCGACAAUUGUGCGUACGAACGUGAACUCAAGGAAGUGGAUGUCACUAGUUAUGCAAAAUUUCUAGUAUCUCUAUUGUGUGAUAUAAAGAACAAUGAGCAAAGGGUGACAAUGUUGCAGUUGGUGGACAAAGUCAAGGUCAAGGUCAAGCAAAAGGAAUUAGGUUAUGAUUUAAAGAGAGAGGAAGUAGAGCAGCUCAUUGUCCAACUUGUAUUAGAUCGUGUUUUGGAAGAAGAAUAUCAGCACACAGCUUAUGCUACAAAUGCUUAUGUAACACCUGGACCACUUUGUAAGCAAAUAUUGCAAGGAAAGAAAAAAAUUAUGCUUGAUAUUUCUGGCGCACAGAGAAGUAAAACUAGCACCACUAAAUCAGCGAAAUGCAGUUUAUCAUCAUCAGGUUUAGAGGUAAAGCUUGAUGACCUUCGGAAGGAACUCUCUUCUGUCCAUGGGGGAAUAUUCCCUCAUGCAGUCUUGUCCACUCAACAGAUCAGUAUGUUGAGCGCCCAAAGACCAACUGCGAUUGAACAGUUGAAGAAGAUAAUUGGGAAGCUGAAAACAGAGAAGUACGGGAGUAGAAUUCUUGAACUAAUUAAGGAAUAUAUUGAGUCAGAGCAGCCCAUCUCUUAUUCACCAUGUGAAGAAGCUAGUAGAAAUGGAGCUCAGCAGUUGAAGACCAAAAUGUCUAAGCAGCUUGAUGGUGAUUCACUGUAUGAAGAAGACAGUAAAAAGAGGGUUAUGCAGGUGAAGACCAAAAGGUCUGAUGAACCUAAUAGUGAUCCACUGAAUGAAAAUGAAGAGGGCAGUGGAAACAGAUCAGCUAAGAAGUUGAAGAGCAAAAGGAGCAUAGUUAUUGUUGAGAGCACUGAUGAUGAAGGAUAAUUAAAUUUGUUGAAUUUAAUUAAAUUAAAGGGUCGUUCUAAUUGACAACUAAAUAGGUAUGAGCUGAUUUUGAAGCCAGACUUUAUUUCCCCUUCUGGUGUUAAUACAACAAAUCAGACUAAGGGUGAAAUCAGUCAUAUUUUAACAAGAAGAUUCAAUUCAUGAAACUCAAAUACUCUCCAUCAUGUCAAAACUCUGAAUCCAAGCUUAAAUUGGGACACCAAAAAAGAAGUUUUUUUUCAUGGAAGAGCAUGAAGAAGAUUUCGGAUGGGUGGUUUUGUUGAAUCAAUAGUGGAAACCAUUCCAAAACUUAUGGCCAA
Macadamia integrifolia is the source of this 1539-nucleotide messenger RNA. Its product is annotated as ATP-dependent DNA helicase Q-like 2. NCBI's taxonomy places the organism in Eukaryota, Viridiplantae, Streptophyta, Magnoliopsida, Proteales, Proteaceae. Gene Ontology annotation, cellular component: cytoplasm; chromosome; mediator complex. Gene Ontology annotation, molecular function: 3'-5' DNA helicase activity; four-way junction helicase activity; nucleic acid binding. The record is from RefSeq and is a predicted model, not a curated record. Gene Ontology annotation, biological process: double-strand break repair via homologous recombination; DNA replication.